AUGUGGAAUCAAAAGCCUAGGUUUAGGUUUGAGAUAAAUACCUUCUCGAAGAAGGAAGCUGGCAUAGUGUCUCCCAUAUUCGAGUAUGGCGGAUGCGAAUGGUGUCUCAACGUUUGGCCCAAGGGAGAUCGUUGUGAUGAUCACUUGUCUUUGUUCCUGCGCGUUGCAAAUCCUGAGUCACUGCGAACUGGUUGGAAAAGGAAUGUUAAACUUUACUUUGUUGUGUUAAAUCAAUCCGAGAAUGAGCUCUACAGGUCAUCAAUUGGACAAACAAACACCUUGUUUUGUGCUGAGAGUCAAGCAUGGGGGGUCCGAAAGGUCUUGCCUCUAAGCAAGUUUCCGGAGAACGGCAGCCUUAUCAUUGAAGUAUACAUUGAUGUUGUUGAAGCUAUUGAUGGAGAAGGCACGGAUGUAUCACAGAAGAAGGAGGCUGUGGAUAUCAACGGUUUUCAAGCUUUUGCUUCUCACGUUACUUCAGUGAAAAAGGUAUUCACGGAACACGUGGUUAAGACAGAAUACAAGAAUGUGCUAAUCAACGCUUGCAGCAAGUUAAGUGAGCUAGCGGAAUUAGGAUCCAAGAUGGACUGGUUGAAGUCAAAGCUUGAUGAAGUUUCCUUGAAGAGGAAGAAAGAAGAUGAUGAGGAUGGGUCUCGGUUCCAACAGCUCGAGGAACGUAUCAAGAAUCUUGAACUGAUGGAGUCUGGAUCCAAGAUUGACUCUCUGAAGUCAGAACUUGGUGAGAUCUCUUUGGAGAGGAAGAAAUCAUGUGAUGCUGAUAGGUCUCUUGUUCGAAAACUUGAAGAGAACACCAAGAAGCUUGAAUUGAUGGAAAGGGAGUUCGAGAUUGUCUCUUUGAAGUCAAAGAUUGAGGAGAUGUCCUUGGAGAGGAAGAAAUUAUGUUAUUCUGAUGAGUCUCUUUUCAAAACACUUGAAGAACGCAUCAAGAAUCUUGAAAUGAUGGAAUCGGGAUUCAAGAUUAACUGUUUGGAGAACAAGCUUGACGAGAUCUCCAUGGAGAGAGAGAAAUCAUAUGAUGCUGAUGGAUCUCGUGUUCAAAAGCUUGAAGAACGCAUUAAGAAUCUUGAACUGAUGGAAUCGGGAUUCAAGAUUGACUGUUUGAAGUCAAAGCUUGAGGAAAUCUCCUUGGAGAAGAAGAAAUCAUAUGAUGCUGAUGAGUCUCUUGUCAAAAAAAUUGAAGAAUUUAUCAUGAAUCUUGAACUGAUUGAAUCGGGCUUAAAGUCAAAGCUUGAGGAGGUUUAUUUGGAGAGGAAGAGAUCAGAUGAUGAUGAUGGUUCUCGUGUCCAACAACACGAAGACCGCAUCAAGAAUCUUGAGCUUGUGGUGUCAGAUCUCAAAGUUGAGCUUGACAAGGAGAAGACCAAAUCGUUUGUUGAUGGAUUUUUGCUGGUCGAUGAUGUUGCUUAA
Microthlaspi erraticum is the source of this 1425-nucleotide messenger RNA. The record is from the annotation of a GenBank genome assembly. NCBI's taxonomy places the organism in Eukaryota, Viridiplantae, Streptophyta, Magnoliopsida, Brassicales, Brassicaceae.